CCGUAUAUAUAAAGGGACCCAUAUUCCUGAAAGUCCCAAAUCAUUCAUUAGCUAUGUCAAAUUUCUCAUACCAACCUUCUUCCAUGGAUAGCUCCGUAGCACCAGUUAUGAUUAAUGAUGGUCAGAAGGAGACAAGGCUGGUCUCCACCAAGCAAAAAUCCUCCAGAGGUGGCUGGAAUGCUGCCAUAUUUGUCAUCUUUGUUGAAAUGGCUGAGCGCUUUGCCUACUAUGGCCUCGCUGGUAACCUCAUCACGUACCUCACAAAUGAACUCCACGAGCCAUUGACCACUGCAGCUAAGAAUGUCAACACUUGGAUUGGCGUCUCAACUCUCUUCCCUAUACUCGGUGCCUUCAUCGCUGAUUCCUACUUGGGCCGUUUCAACACCAUUAUUAUCUCCUCUGUCAUCUUUCUCUUGGGAACAGUUCUAUUGACUUUAUCAGUCUCAGUGUUUCCUCUGCAUUUGCGUAAAGCAAUGUCUUUUUUAGCCCUUUACAUAUUAUCAGUCGGCGAAGGUGGCCACAAACCAUGUGUGCAAACCUUUGCUGCAGACCAGUUCGACGAGGUCACACCAGAGGAGAAGAAGGAAAAGAGCUCAUUUUUCAACUGGUGGUAUUUGGGGAUAGUUGCUGCUGCGACUUCUGCCUCACUGGUUGUAAUAUAUGUGCAGGAUAAUAUUGGAUGGACAGAAGGAUUUGGAAUACCGAUAGGAGUGAUAGCCGUGGCAUUAGCAAUAUUUUUACUAGGAAUUAAGAAGUACCGGAAGGAGGGUCCCAUGGGCAGCCCUUUCACCGGGGUGGCACAAGUGUUUGUCGCGGUGGCUCGGAAGUGGCGCGUGGAUGAGACACGCCAUGGUAGGGGUGUAUACUAUGGGGUCCCGUCGGAGGGUCAACCUAACACAUGGAUUUUCGCCAGGACUGAUCAAUUCAGGUUUUUGGACAAGGCAAUGAUCAUUGACAACAUUGAUACAUCUAGCAAAACCAGAAAUCCUUGGAGGCUAUGCUCACUAAAUCAAGUGGAAGAAGUAAAGCUUGUUCUCCGCCUCAUCCCCAUAUGGUUUAGUUGCAUAAUGUUCACUGUAGUCCAAGCUCAACUUCACACCUUCUACAUCAAGCAAGGUAGUACAAUGAUCCGGUCAAUAGGACACUUUCAUAUUCCCCCAGGAUCACUUCAAGCCUUAGUAGGCAUCACAAUCCUUUUUGCCGUUCCAUUCUAUGAUCGAGUUUUUGUCCCAAUAGCCAGAAAAUUUACAGGACACCCAUCAGGAAUUACAGUGCUACAAAGAAUAGGAGUUGGACUAUUUCUAUCCAUACUCAACAUGGUUGUGUCAGCUCUAGUAGAAGCCAAAAGGGUCAGCAUUGCAAAAGAAUAUAACCUCAUGGAUAACCCUAAAGCAACAAUUCCAAUGACAGUUUGGUGGCUUCUUCCACAAUACGUGAUUUGUGGUUUAUCUGAUGCAUUUGCAGUUGUGGGACUCCAAGAAUUGUUCUAUGAUCAAAUGCCAGAAGCACUGAGAAGUAUGGGAGCUGCAGCAUAUAUUAGUGUGGUUGGAGUUGGAAGCUUCAUUGGCAAUGCUAUUAUAUCUGUUGUGCAGGCAAUUAGCUCAAGGUCUGGUGAUAAAUGGCUUGGUAACAAUCUUAAUCGUGCACACCUUGACUACUACUACUGGGUCCUAGCAGGGUUGAGUGCUUUGAGUUUGUGUGUUUAUGUAUGCAUUGCUAUGCGCUUUGUCUACAAAAAGGUGGAGGAGGUUGAAAAAACCAACGGGGGAAGGUGGGUUAUAAUGAGCACCACCAAUGGAGAAUUUUAAGACUAGAGGGGCAUGCUACAUAAGUAGGUUAAUUAACAAAUAGAAAUAUCUCAUUCAUAGUUUUUUACUUUAUGCUCCAUCAACUGCAACAUGUUAUAUGCUUAAUAUUUCUUCCAUCUUAAACCUUGAUUAAGAAAAGAAAAAAAAAGGGAGAAGAUUAACAUGGGACAAGUUGUGAUUGGUAGAGCAUAGAAUGAAACUCUGAAAGUUGGAUGGAAAAUUUUUAUUGUUAAUUAACAUUUUAAAAGAACCAAAUUAGGAGUAAAAUUUAUUUGGGGGUGAGUUUUGGAUAUAGCAACCAGUGGUUGUUUUAGAUAUACUAGUAAAUAUGUAUGUGUUUGCAUGCCAAGAUAGUGUGAAUAAUAAUAAUAAAAUAAAAUU
Quercus lobata is the source of this 2189-nucleotide messenger RNA. Its product is annotated as protein NRT1/ PTR FAMILY 5.4-like. Gene Ontology annotation, cellular component: membrane. Lineage: Eukaryota; Viridiplantae; Streptophyta; Magnoliopsida; Fagales; Fagaceae. Bases 54 to 1808 code for a protein of 584 amino acids. Gene Ontology annotation, molecular function: dipeptide transmembrane transporter activity; tripeptide transmembrane transporter activity. Gene Ontology annotation, biological process: transmembrane transport; dipeptide transport. The record is from RefSeq and is a predicted model, not a curated record. The transcript is spliced from 5 exons.